AUGGCACCUAAACCCGCAUCGACUGCUGGCAAAGCCCCGGCUUCCACUGCCUCCAAGGCCCCAGCCACUGCCUCGAAAGCGCCUUCAAAGACAACGGAGAAGAAGGCUGGCAAGAAGACUGCGAGGGCAGCCGCGCCUGCUGAUGGCGAGAAGAAGAAACGCAAGAAGACUCGUAAAGAGACUUACUCUUCGUACAUCUACAAGGUCCUCAAGCAGGUCCACCCCGACACGGGUAUCUCGAACAAGGCCAUGGCCAUCCUGAACUCGUUUGUCAACGACAUCUUUGAACGGAUUGCCACCGAGGCUUCCAAACUCGCGCAAUAUUCGAAAAAGUCGACAAUCUCUUCGCGAGAAAUCCAAACUUCCGUCCGCCUCAUUCUGCCUGGUGAACUUGCUAAGCACGCUAUAAGCGAGGGUACCAAAUCAGUGACCAAGUUCUCCGCCUCGCAGCCAUCAAAGUAG
Mycena indigotica is the source of this 462-nucleotide messenger RNA. RefSeq names its product Histone H2B. Bases 1 to 462 code for a protein of 153 amino acids. The transcript has 4 exons. Gene Ontology annotation, molecular function: protein heterodimerization activity; structural constituent of chromatin; DNA binding. Lineage: Eukaryota; Fungi; Basidiomycota; Agaricomycetes; Agaricales; Mycenaceae. Gene Ontology annotation, biological process: nucleosome assembly. Gene Ontology annotation, cellular component: nucleosome. The record is from RefSeq and is a predicted model, not a curated record.